GAAAUGCCCAUCCAACGAAUUAUGCUGGACUUGACAUGUGUGGAUAAGUUUUGAAAUAACCAGGAGUACUAUGUAGUUGUUUAUCCACUUUUCACAGCAAUGGCUGCUGAUCUGCACCUUCCUUCUCACAACUUCAGUAAAGCUUCAAUGUUCUCCUCUCCUCUGCGGCCCCCUUUGAAUUAUACAAAACCAAACAGUGCGCCAAGCUUUUCUGCAAAUUCCAAUUUCAGCAAGCUCAGAUUGAGGGCAGUGAAGGAGAAAUCAGAGGAUAUCAAGUCUCAGACAUCUGCAGAGGAAGUCGUCAAGAAAUAUGGUCUAGAAGCAGGUCUAUGGAAGAUAUUCAGUUCAAAAGAUGAAAAAAACCAAGGAAACAAGUCGAAAGGGAAGGAAGCUAAGGAGCUUUUGGCGAAAUAUGGAGGAGCCUACCUGGCUACCUCCAUCACUCUCUCCUUGAUAUCCUUCGGUCUCUGCUAUGCGUUGAUCAAUGCCGGAGUUGAUGUCCAAGCAUUGCUACAGAAGGUCGGGAUUUCAUCAAAUGAGACGGGGGAGAAAGUUGGGACAUUCGCAUUGGCUUAUGCUGCCCACAAGGCUGCAUCCCCGAUAAGAUUUCCACCGACUGUUGCUCUUACUCCCAUUGUUGCUCGUUGGAUCGAGGGAAUGAAAGUUGAUAAAGAGCAUAAGUGAUCACAUUUAUUCUUGCAUAAUCUAAAUAUAUAACAUCUUGCGUUGUAUUCACUCCCGUUGUUAAUCGCAUAUAUUUAUGUAAUCGGUUAUAUUUACUAGCUUGCGUUGUAUCAUUCUUUUUUGCAUGUAUAUCCUGUACCUAUGUUAUGCCUUAACAUGUUUCUCCCAUGUCUCCAGUCAGGGGCGGAGCCAGAAAAAUGCGUGAGGGUCAGAAUCUAUUAUUCUAUAUAAAAACAAAAUAGUGGUAGGGAAAAUGGGCGGGAAAAGUGUGACAUGGACGUGAGAAACCAUUUUGCCUACGCCUACUGCUUUGAUCGAUCUAUUGGAUUUAAUUAUUUAUCAUUUAUUAAUUGUUCGAUUGAAUUGAUAAUUGUAAAGUAACAUUCUAGAAGUGACCUUUCCAAUUCCGAAGCGG
This is a messenger RNA of Cuscuta epithymum, 1099 nucleotides long. Lineage: Eukaryota; Viridiplantae; Streptophyta; Magnoliopsida; Solanales; Convolvulaceae. The record is from the annotation of a GenBank genome assembly.